This is a messenger RNA of Tyto alba (common barn owl), 2452 nucleotides long. It is a transcript of the gene PLAUR, whose product is annotated as plasminogen activator, urokinase receptor. NCBI's taxonomy places the organism in Eukaryota, Metazoa, Chordata, Aves, Strigiformes, Tytonidae. The record is from RefSeq and is a predicted model, not a curated record. The coding region runs from base 65 to 442 and encodes 125 amino acids. The transcript is spliced from 3 exons.
GCAUUAAGGCUUUAAUAGCAAGCAAACUGCUUUCUUUGGCUAAUGGUACAUCUCUUCUAUCUCCAUGAUGUGGACAGUCUUCAGUCUGGUUCUUGUCAGCUCCCUUUUUGUACUCAAAAGCGAGGCGCUGCAGUGUUACACCUGUGUAGGUUCUAGCGAUGAAGACUGUAACAGACAAGGGACUCAGCAAUGUCCGGGGCAUUCGGAUGCAUGUGCGGUCAUUAGAGGGCAAGCAAGCGGCGUUAUGAAGUCCUGUUCGUUCAGGUCCUUCUGCGAGCGGGCACGGAGGGACGGGUCCAGGGCGCCUGGGGUGAGCCUUCACUGCUGCUCCUCAGACGGCUGCAAUGCAGACAGCCUGGCCGCAGGAGCCACCGCCUCCACCAGCUACUUCUCUCUCCUCGUCUUCACGCUGCUGUGGCACCCGUUGUUGAAGCUGACGUGAGGGGGGGGUGGUAAAAAAGAGUGCCCUGAAGCAACAAGUCUGCCUUUAUAGAAAGGGAUGAUUAUAUCUCCUAAUCAUGUUAUCCAUGUACCGUAUUUCUCUAUUAGACCUGACGUUCGGGUAAAAAUUGUUCCAUCUGCUAAAUAUGUCUUGACCUGUAUGUAAGAAACACUGCCCUUUUCUUGUUUAUCAUAAGGGGUUGAUUGUGCAAAUAUGUAACAUUUUCCUACAAUUCAGAUAGUACAUGCAAAGAAGGGAGAUCUUAACUGCAAUUAGCCUUGCAGUAGGGUAAGGGACCAAUAUCUUCCAAAUGCUGUUUACUGUUGGCAGACAUUCAAAAGCAAGCUAAAAUUUUUGAGCACAAAGUGACUGAAAAUUCUAGCAAGCGAAUUAGUCUUUCAGAGAACAUUUGUCAACUGGACAAAGCCAGAAAACUUGAAAUAAAGAUGAUUUAGUGUUAAUACAAACUGGUAAGAGAAGGUCAUUAAGAGAACAAUGAAUUGAGGUUUGUUAUAUUAUGUAUAUUUCCUGGAAAAAAUCCUUACAGUCUUCUCUUUCCUGAUCCUUUGAGAAUCUUACCACAACACUGGGAGAAAAAAAAGAGCUUGAGCGGGUAAGCUCCCUCCAAGGAUCAGCUUGUUCUAUCACUACUGCUGUUUUGAGAACGAGUGGUUAAUCUCACUUUUGUAGGCAAAUUAUAACAUCAGUAAUAAGAUUUUUGUUUAUCCAAAUUCUUGCUAGUUCAACUAUGUAGUUAAUUCUUCACUGUCCUAAACUUCAUUCUUUGAGAGUAAGAGUAUAUAUCCCCCCCUUCAAUUAUGUGAUUGAGUUGAUCUGUGAUGGUUUAUAUGUCCUUUUCAUUUUGCAAAGUGAAUGGAAUUACUUGAAGAGCUUUAGAGAUGUAAGGAACUAAAUCAGCAUUUUUAAUAGUCCCAUUCAUCACAGUCUAACCAAGUAAAUGAUCCAGAAUGGGCCGCGUUGUAGAAGACAUUGUGCAUCACUAACUAGUAGGCAGACGGGCCUUUGAAGUGGUUAUGUUGAACCUAGGCAAGAUGAGAAGUGACAGAACAGACAAUGUGAUGGCACUAAGCGGGGUCUUGGGUCUGUGACAUUGGAGAGCAGAGUGGUACCUCCUUUGAUUCAAAACUCAGAGGGACAGGCAAGCAGCUCAGUGAUAUUUGUGGAUUUUUAAUGUCCAACUGUGAUGAUCUGGUCUAACCUCUGGCACACUGCAUGCAUAGGACUGGUUGGGGCAACUGAAGUAGAGGGGGUCUUUUGAGUUCUGGUAUUAGUUGCCCACUUAGAAAAAUAUUUGGUCAUCAAGCUUACAGAACUCACAAAACGUGGGAAAAUAGUUUUUCCACUACCUUGUGUUGUGACUUCUUUUUCAGUAGAAUUCUCCGAAAAAUCAAUUCUAGGCUGUGUGUCAUACAGUUCUGCACGUUCACAAAAAUUUUAGUAAGGUUGUGAACUCUAGAGCUGCUUCAAGUGAAAUGGGUGAAACCUCCACGUAGAGUUUAACCCUAGCCUGCCUUGUAGCAUUUGCCUGUCACACGGACCAAACUGCCUCCUUGUUUUAUUGUACUCUUUCCUCUCUAUGGAUCCUUUCAUCAUCAUAUGUAGAUUGUGGCUUCAGACUGGGACUAUUCUCCUGCGGUUUUGUUCAAAUGGGCUCUCAGACAAGGCGGUUGUGGUCUAUGCUUAGUUGCUAGGCACAAGUCUGAUAAAGCUGUUGAAUAUAAAGAUUGCAACAGUGCAACAUCUUGGCUGAGAAUGUUAAUUUAAAAUUAAAUACCUCAUCUGUGUAAAAAUCACUUAAGUUGGCUUAAGUGUUUUUCAUUCCAUUUUCAGCUUGUAUCAGUUCCUUCAAUCUCUUCUGCUACAGGAAAUAUGUAUUGAUUGUAUCUUUAUUUUCUGAUCUGUAAUGAUAAAUCUGUAUUGAAUGUAAUCUCUGUAUAUGCUCAGUGCAUUUCCUUAAUGAGAAAAUAAAAUACAUGCAAUGGCUGACAA